UUGAUAUUAAUAGCUAGGUAGCUUAAUUAAUGAGUGAUUGUGGGAGUGGGAGGAAAAAGAAUGGGGUAACAAAAAUGCCAUGCAUAUUCCUGUCUAAUCAUUUGAUCUUUUUAUACUUAGAAAAUUUCUCCUCUUUAACACACCAUGUUCAACUUCUGUAAUCGUUGCUCAAACCCAAAUCAUAACAUGUCAAUUUCAAAGGCAUAGAUAUUUGUACAUAUAUUUCGCACGAAUGCUAUUGACAUGGUGCACAAGUUGCCAAUUGCCUAAAAAGUAUGCUUUGCAGUGAUAUUAAUGCUCAAAAUGGACUCCUAGAAGAUCACCUCUAAAUCACUAGGCUCCUAUUAUCUGUCCGAUCAUCGUGUCUACCCGAUGCUUGAAUAACAUCACUUCCAAUUAGGCAACCGUAAAUUGCAUUUCUCGCCGACUAAGAUGGUUUUCCAUUGUGGUAGACAUGGCAAAUUGAUCAAAGUGGUAGUGGAAACGAUCGUGAAAAAGCUAAAGACAAAGCAUAGGAAGGUGACCGACUAUUUAGUCGGAAUCAAUGAUCGAGUAGUAGCACUGAGAAAAUUAUUAGACGUCAACUCUCAUGAUGUACGACUCAUUAGCAUUUGUGGCAUGGGAGGUAUCGGUAAAACGACUCUCGCCAAGGUCGUUUUCAAUGAACUCUCUUCUGAUUUUGGAAAGUGUUGUUGUUUCCUUGAAGAUAUUCGAGCAAAUUCAUCUCAUGAGAAUGGGUUAGUUGAGUUGCACAGAAAGUUAUUGUCCGAAAUCAGCAAUCGUACAGGAAUGUGGAGCAUUGACAACAGUGAUGAUGGAAUGAAGAGGAUUGAAAAAGUACUUCACAACAAGAAAGUCCUCAUUAUACUUGAUGACAUUGAUAAGGGCACACAAGUGGAGAAAUUAGUCGGAGAGAAAACUUUGUAUUAUGGAUCUAGAAUAUUGAUUACCACUAGAAAUAAAGACGUUUUGCGAAUCCACAAAUCAAAGUAUCAUAUUUUAGAAUAUGAAAUGGAGGUGAUGAGUAUUGAUUGUGCACUUGAGCUUUUUAUUAGGCAUGCUUUUGAUAGCGACUCUCCUUCAGAUGAUUAUAGUGAUCUUUCAAGGGACAUCACAUUUGCUACUGGGAGACUUCCACUUGCUCUUGAAAUAAUCGGUUCGUUCCUCUACAACAGAAGGCGACAAAUAUGGCAUGAGACAUUGAAGAAGUUAAGGAAAGCACCUCAUGAGGAUGUUUUCAGAAAGUUAAAGAUUAGCUUUGAUGCCUUAACUUUAGAGCAACAACAAAUUUUUCUUGAUAUUGCAUGCUUUUUCAUUGGUGAGGAUAGGAGGAAUCCAACAUACAUGUGGAAAGAUUGUGAGUUUUCAGUAGAAACUGGAGUUGAGGUCCUCAUUAACAUGUCUUUAGUAAAGAUUGUGAAGCACAAGUUUUGGAUGCAUGAUAAACUUAGAGAUCUUGGAAGAGAAAUUGUUCGUCAAGAAAAUCCAACAAAUCCUGGAAAGUGUAGUAGGUUAUGGAUUCAACAGGAAAUUCUCAAUACAAUAACAACAAAGAAGAUGAAGAAAGUUCAAGCAUUGAAUCUUAAUCUAUGCAGAAGUUAUCUUAAUCCCAUUCAAUGUGAAGAUAUUGGAAGGUUUGAUCAUCUAAAGUACCUCAAAUUAAAUGGGGGAACCUUAGUUGGUAACUUAGAGAAUUGUCUUACGAAAUUAAGAUGGUUUAUUUGGAGUCAUCCUCCUCAAACGUCUAAGCCAAUCAUCAUGAACUUAAAGAAUUUGGUCAUUCUUCAAUUUACCGACAAUGACGUCAUAGAUGAUUCCAAACUGCAGGGCUUAAUAAGGUACGUAAUUUACUUCUUUUUAUUCUUUUUUCUAAAGUAAUAUCUUAUUUUUCAUCCUUUGAAUAUUGUAUCGUUUUGACAGAUGGCAAGAAAAUUGAAAGUUCUCUCUCUUAAAAGUUGCAAUAACAUAACCCAAACACCAAAUUUCUCCGAAUGCCUGAAUUUAGAGAGGCUUACUUUAGAAUGUUGUUCCCAAUUGAGGAAAAUUGACAGCUCUAUUGGGAAGUUAAAGUGCUUGACUGAGCUAAGGAUUGGUAGCUGCGGUUGUCUUGAAGAUUUGCCUAACCAAAUCGGGGACCUAGUGAAGUUGAAGCUCCUCUCUAUACUGUGGUGUAAAGUGAAAAAACUCCCAGAAUCCAUAUGGAAGUUGAGAUCGUUACUUGAGGUACACUUUGAGGGUGACUUUGAUGGAUUACCUAGUGCUAUUGGACUACUUCAAAAUCUAAAAGUGCUUCAAGUUAGUAGUCGCUAUUUAAAAGAUCUUCCAAAUACCAUUCACAUGCUUCCUCACUUGCGAAGAUUGAAGUUGAUGCGAUGUGAUAAGAUUCAAGAGUUGCCGGUACUCCCAACAAGUUUAACCCACCUAAUUGUGUCAUCUAGAUCGUUGCACUAUGUCUCGAAUCUCAGGAACUUGACUAAUUUGGUUGAGCUGGAUCUAGAUGUUAGAGGACGAGCCUAUGGAAAUCAUUUAUGGUGGAUUGAGAAUUUAUCCAAAUUGACUAAUUUGAGACUGAGACUUUGCAAUGUUCGUAUUUCUACUGAGCUGGUUUUCCUUCCUCUGUUAAAGAAACUUGAUUUGCAUGGAUUGGACGUGCAAACCGUGCUGCAGCUUCCCUUGUCUCUGCAAUAUCUAGCCCUUCAUGAUGCCAAUUCGACGGAGUCACUCUCUCUGAUCCCAAUAAAUUUGUCACCAUUAAAGCUUCGUAGGUCUCCAUGGCAAGAUUUAGUGCCACAAAUGAAAAGGACUCCGUUGCAAGAAUUGACACUCAGUGUGGUUCGAGUUCUGCGUGCAGGGAAUUUGGAUGUGCGAUGCCAUGUAAAUCUCGAGAGAUUGAGGCCAUCAGGCAUGAGGAAGUUGAAAGAGGUCCUAGUGAGUUGUCCAAAGCUAGUUGAGAUCCAAUGUCCUCUGGUGUUCGAAUCACUAGAGGUACUGUUCAUUGAAGGGUGCGAGUCCUUGGGAAGCCUAACUUAUCUGAGAGAAGCCGGGCACAAUGAUAAUGGGUAUGCGACUGAUUUGACUAAUUGUGAAGGGAGACUAAUCCUUCCGUUGAGAGCCUUAAAUAAGCUGCGAAGGUUCACCCUGGGGCGUUGCCCCAAGAUACUCGAGAUACAAAUUGUCGGUAUGUCGGAAUCAUGGGAAUACUUCAGCCUUUUCGAAUGUCCUUAUGUGCAAAGUCUUGAUGGUUUAUCAAACUUAAAGAAACUCAAGGAUUUGAACAUCAAGGACAAUGAACGGCUGCAGGUUGUCAAGGGCCUUGACGAGCUAGAGUUUUUGGAUAACUUACAAGUUCAUGGGUGCGGAUUGUUGGAAAGUCUGAUUGAUGUAUCAAGCACGAAAUUGUCAAAUUACUGCCACAUACAUACCUCUGGUUGCCGCCGGGAAGACUUUCGGGGCUAUCUCGAGUACUACAAGCACCAUAACGAACAGGAGAGCCGUUUCAAGCAGGAACAGGAACAGGAAAGCCACUUCAAACACAAACAGGAUUAGAGCCGAGGAGAAGGCUAGGGAGAGUGUCGUUCCAAUACCUGAGCUUCUAUAGUUUCCUGCAUUGCAUCCUCCCCUGUUUUUUCCCUUUAGAGUAAAAGCCACUUCAAACAGGAAGUAAAGCAGAGGAGAAGGCCGGGAAGAGUGUCGUUCCAACGCCUGAGCUUCAACGGAAUGUGAGGUCAAUUGAGGAUAAAGAUGGCGAGUUGGCCGAUCAUUUGGCAGCAGAACCGGAGAGGCCCCUCCCUGUAAGUAAUGAAUGCCAAUGGCGUCUGGCAAAGCAUACCCAUAAGAAUAAAGGCCGCCUUAUCUGUACUAUUGUUUUGCCUCGAGGCAUUU
Messenger RNA from Eucalyptus grandis, 3882 nucleotides. Its product is annotated as disease resistance protein RUN1-like. Gene Ontology annotation, biological process: signal transduction; defense response. NCBI's taxonomy places the organism in Eukaryota, Viridiplantae, Streptophyta, Magnoliopsida, Myrtales, Myrtaceae. The transcript has 4 exons. The record is from RefSeq and is a predicted model, not a curated record. Bases 433 to 1878 code for a protein of 481 amino acids. Gene Ontology annotation, molecular function: ADP binding.